AAGGGUCUAAAAUAAGAAACUUCUUGGCCUCUCUCUGCCUUCUAAUGUCUAGAGGUCUACAAUAGGGUUGGAUUAUAGUAUUAUACACCAUUGAGUCUAUGUUCAAAUUAAGCACCCUUUAAGAUGAAAAGGGCAAGUAUGGCUACAUUUUCUCCAAAACAUUCUAGCAAGUAUGGUGUUAGAUCCAUUAGUUUGCCAACAAGAUCACAUCCAAGCACAGUUAGAGUUGAAGAGGAGCUGAGCAAGCUUAAAUCAUUGGAGGCAUCAUCAUCAUCAUCAUCUACACCAAAGGUGGAAACAAUUUGCUGUGGUCUAUCUGGCCUUGCAGAAUUGUACAAAUGCAUUGAAGAUCUUUUGAAAUUGCCAUUGACCCAACAAGCAAUAGGCCAGCACCAAAAUGAGAAAUGGGUCAAUGAGUUGUUGGAUUGCCCAGUAGGAUUCUUGGACCUAUUAGGCAAAACAAGGGAUUCCAUUCUGUUGAUGAAAGGAAGUGUUGGAGAGCUUCAGAGUGCACUUAGAAGGAAAAGGGUUGGAGAUUUAUACAUGGAGAGUUAUCUCUCUACAUAUUGGAGGCUCAGACGAAACAUGAGGAAGGAGUGCACAAAGUCUUGGCUUUUGUUGAAGCAGAUGGAAAAUGAGUCAUUUGGGGGCUCUCCAACUUUGGAUCUUAGUGACCACCUCUCUGCAGUGGUAAGAGUGCUCAGAGAAGCUAGUUGCAUCACCAGCUCCAUCUUUGAGUCACUUGUUGUGUUCCUUUCUUCACCAAUCUUGAAACUAAAGCCUAAUAAGUGGGCAUUUGUUGUGUCAAGAUUGAUGCAGAAGGGGGUGUUUGCUUACAACAAUCAUCAGGAAGAUAUAAAUGAGCUGGAGAAGGUUGAUUUUGCACUUAAUAGUUUGAUUUUGGACAAUCUGAACAAAGAUGCUGAGGCUGAGGCUGAGAAGAUUCAAUCUGCACAUGGAAGGUUAGAAGCUUUGGUGGUUGCCAUUGAAGAGAUUGAAAGUGGAUUGGAAUGCUUGUUUAAGCGCCUGAUUAAUACUAGAGUGUCUUUUCUGAAUAUAUUUUCUCCUUAGGAUAGAAUAUGCAUAUAUGUGUAGUUAAGAAGUCAAGGCCUAAUAAGGCCUUGUGCAUAUACCAGAGUUUCUGGCAUUUUCCAGUUGUACAAAUUGAGUUGUUAAAUAUGUAAUUGUACAUUCUGUUUGUUUUUCUUUGACAUCUAAUGCCCUUUUACCAUAAUACUCAUCAGCUUUUAAUUUUAAUUUAAUUA
This is a messenger RNA of Glycine soja, 1265 nucleotides long. RefSeq lists its product as uncharacterized. NCBI's taxonomy places the organism in Eukaryota, Viridiplantae, Streptophyta, Magnoliopsida, Fabales, Fabaceae. The record is from RefSeq and is a predicted model, not a curated record. The coding region runs from base 124 to 1071 and encodes 315 amino acids. The transcript has a single exon. Gene Ontology annotation, biological process: root development; shoot system development.